AUGAAUGGUUCUUUCGUUAAAGUUGAUGGGGCAAAUCAUAGCCUAAGCAGUCUGUCACGAUCUUUUAAUGACUUGAGCUGCGAUCAAGAAUUUCACCGGCUAAAAUCAUCACCAUUAAGGAUCCUUUCUCAAGAUGCCAAAGAAAAAUGCGCGUCAUUGCCAGAUAUUACCUUGCCUAAAAUCUCGCCUGGAAAAAGGAGAGGAGAAAGUUCAUUAUCUGGCCAAUCUAACUUAGAUUCAGCGCGACUUAGCCGGGAUUAUGUCAUCCCCAGCUGUAACGAUGUUAGACAAAGGAGGAUCUCUAACUCAACCGUUCAAAAAUCAUUAACCCGACCGAAAUCGUGCACUGCACGGGUGCAUUUGACGCCGAUUGCUCCGAGAACUCCAGAAUUUCUACGGCGCAAACGAAUGCCAUGGCCAUCGUGGCCAGUUUCAAUGGAGCUGAUCAAAACUCGCAGUGCGCCAACCUCGCCGAUCCUGUCUAAAAAACAUUCUGAUUCAGCUGAAAGACCUUCCGUCUCUAAAAGUGUGAGCUUCACGUCUUCGAUAUCCUUAGUUGAGGACACAGUGUUUGAAGAAUUUUCCUCGCGACGAAAGAGUAACGACCAUGGGUCUACGUUAUCUUCGACUCCACUGGUCUCUCAUGCUUUGCGUCGAAAAUUUGAAGAUUCUGAGAAAACGGCAAGGAAAGCGAAAAAUCUGAUAGACGAUUUCAAAAGAUCCUGUCCAGUUCAACAAAGGAGAGACCAAAUUGAGAGUAAAUCACUGGCAGAAGCCUUAGAUGAAGUAAAAAACUGUAGAUAUUUAAGAGUUGUUAAUAGAAAAUGAACAUCGCUUCAAAUGUGUACAUCAUGUAUAAGCAGGUGGUUAAAUAGGGUUGAAAUGCUAUUCAGUCUGGAUAUGACAAUAUUUAAUUUUAAAAUAAAUUAUAUGAGAAGACAACAAGCGAGUUGUUGUUUUUUUCCACUUUUCAGAACUGAAAGACUCGAAAGAAAUUACAAAGAAUGCAGAGAUAGAAAGGCUAUCAAUAUCAUUACUUUAAUUUAGCCUCUCCAAUUCCCUUUUUUUUCCUUUAUUUUCUUUCUUUCUUUCUUUCUUUCUUUCUUUUUUUUUUUUCAAAUAAUGAGCUAUUCCCGUUAUACUCAAAUUGGCCAUGACAGGGGAGAAAAUGGACUUGAAGUGCUUAAGCCUAACCUCUGUAACCCUGAUCAAAGUAACUAUUAGGUCUGGUUAUAAAGAGAUAUAUCCUAUUUUCCCUGUGCAGGCAUGAAAAAAUGUACCCUUAACCUACCCUCAACCCCCUACCUGUCCUUCUCCCGUUGGAAUGUUUUAUUUGACUAAGGAAAGCUUUUUAAUGCAGAAAGGUUUCUCUUGUCGCAAUUGUUAGGAAUCAAACCACACAUCUCAAGAGAUUUACCAGUUCAGCUAACGAUAUAGCAAGGCUUUUUCUGUUAAUUUUUAGAUGUUACCAUGGCAACAUCGUCUAUUGUGACGGGCAGAUAUAUUUUGAUAUUUGGUUUAAAUACCUAAAGAUCUUUACUUUCCUACGGCGAAAUGCCUCUAUUCUCUGCCACAUUGUGGAAAUACUAGAGAAUAUCAAAUGUUGA
This is a messenger RNA of Pocillopora meandrina, 1607 nucleotides long. NCBI's taxonomy places the organism in Eukaryota, Metazoa, Cnidaria, Anthozoa, Scleractinia, Pocilloporidae. The record is from the annotation of a GenBank genome assembly.